GUGUGGGAGAGGAUGGCCCAUUUGGGAGACUACAAGCAGAUGCCCUGGCUCCCUGUCCUAGUGGUAUCUCUGAUGUGCUCUGCCAGAGCAGAAUACUCCAACUGCGGUGAGAAUGAGUACUACAACCAGACCACGGGGUUGUGCCAUGAGUGUCCCCAGUGUGGGCCUGGGGAGGAACCAUACCUGUCCUGUGGCUAUGGCACCAAAGAUGAGGACUAUGGCUGCAUCCCUUGCCCAGCAGAGAAGUUUUCCAAAGGAGGCUACCAGAUAUGCAGGCGCCACAAAGACUGCGAAGGCUUCUUCCGGGCCACUGUGUUGAUGCCAGGAGACAUGGAGAAUGAUGCUGAGUGUGGGCCUUGUCUCCCUGGGUACUACAUAUUGGAAAACAGACCCAGGAACAUAUAUGGUAUGGUCUGCUAUUCCUGUCUCCUUGCACCUCCCAACACCAAGGAAUGUGCGGGAGCCACCUUGAGGGUCUCUGCCAACUUCCCCAGCACUGCUGGCAGCAGCACCCUCCCUCCUCUCCAGCAUGCCCAUAAAGCAGAGCUCUCAGGCCAAGGACACCUGGCCACAGCUCUGAUCAUUGCCAUGUCCACCAUCUUCAUCAUGGCCAUUGCCAUUGUCCUCAUCAUCAUGUUCUACAUCAUGAAGACAAAGCCUUCUGCCCCAGCCUGCUGCACCAGCCACCCAGUGAAGAGUGUGGAAGCUCAAGUGAGCAAGGAAGAGGACAAAAAGGAGGUUCCAGACAGUGUGGUGAUUUUCUCAGAGAAGGAUGAAUUUGAGAAGCUAGCAGCAGUUCCAGCAAAGAAUGUCAAGAGCGAGAAUGAUGCCUCAUCUGAGAAUGAGCAGCUGCUGAGUCGAAGCAUGGACAGUGAUGAGGAGACUGCCACUGAGAAGCAGGGCUCCGCUGAGCUGUGCUUGCUGUCACUGGUCCACCUAGCCAGGGAGAAGUCUGCCACCACCACAAAAACAGCUGGGAUUCAAAGUCGAAGGAAAAAGAUAUUGGAUAUGUAUGCCAACAUAUGUGGAGUUGUCGAAGGUCUCAGCCCCACGGAGCUGCCCUUUGAUUGCCUUGAGAAGACAAGUCGAAUGCUCAGCUCCACAUACAACUCUGAGAAGGCUGUUGUGAAAACAUGGCGCCACCUUGCUGAGAGCUUUGGACUAAAAAGAGAUGAGAUUGGAGGCAUGACAGAUGGCAUGCAGCUCUUUGAUCGUAUCAGCACGGCAGGCUACAGCAUCCCAGAGCUGCUCACAAAACUGGUACAAAUUGAACGGCUGGAUGCUGUGGAGUCUUUGUGUGCAGACAUACUGGAGUGGGCUGGGGUCAUGCCACCUGUCUCCCAGCUACCCACUACAUCCUGA
Messenger RNA from Artibeus jamaicensis (Jamaican fruit-eating bat), 1362 nucleotides. RefSeq names its product ectodysplasin A receptor (gene EDAR). The transcript has 11 exons. Gene Ontology annotation, cellular component: plasma membrane. Gene Ontology annotation, biological process: positive regulation of JNK cascade; positive regulation of canonical NF-kappaB signal transduction. Gene Ontology annotation, molecular function: signaling receptor activity. Bases 13 to 1362 code for a protein of 449 amino acids. The record is from RefSeq and is a predicted model, not a curated record. Lineage: Eukaryota; Metazoa; Chordata; Mammalia; Chiroptera; Phyllostomidae.